Messenger RNA from Ceratina calcarata, 1590 nucleotides. Its product is annotated as SAC3 domain-containing protein 1. Gene Ontology annotation, biological process: spindle assembly; centrosome duplication. The transcript has 7 exons. Gene Ontology annotation, cellular component: spindle; nucleus; centrosome. Bases 361 to 1443 code for a protein of 360 amino acids. Lineage: Eukaryota; Metazoa; Arthropoda; Insecta; Hymenoptera; Apidae. The record is from RefSeq and is a predicted model, not a curated record.
AUAAGAAUCAGUCGUAAAAUUUGUGGAAUUUCGAUCAUAGCGACGUGCAUUGAGGAAUUUUUUUCUCAUUAUUUCUCAAUGAACUAGCGACUGGAAACUGGAAUACAUAUAUGAAUACAUUUGUACUCUGUAUCGUCUGUGUACUCUGCAUCCUCUGUAUACUCUGUACAGCAUGCAUAUGUAUGUAAUUAUGUGUCUACAGAUGUAUGUUUGUUUGAAACAAUUGACAAACAACGAAGCCGCAAUGUGCUCGUGCUCUUCUCUUCAGGUUCAGUGUCUUUCGAGUCUAUGUUGAUAAUCCAUUUGUGUAAGCAUCGUUGCAAGCUAAGAAAGCAUUGACUAACACGAUUUUCAUUAAGAAUGUCCGAAACUAUACAAGGAGUAUGCCUGCUGAUGUGUCCAGAAAAAGAACGCUGGAUCAGAGAAAGAGAAGGCCUGUUGCAUAGAUUCGAAAUCGACGAGAAUACCAAGGAAAUGAAAUUUCCAAAGGCAGAUCCAAUGAAAACUAUAAAAUGCUUCAGUAGACCGGCAGCAGGAUUGAACAUGACCGAUCCGCAUCAAUUGCGACCUGCUUCUGUUCUUCUUUCUACUGUUAGAUACUUAUUUACAAGAAUAGCUACGAGAUCAGACGUGGACUGGGUAGUGAUAUACGAUUUCAUCUUUGAUCGGCUGAGAGCUAUUAGACAGGACACUGCUAUUCAAAGGAUCGACGCUCAUACGAAUAUUCAGUUGUUGGAACAGAUAGUCAGAUUCUUAGUUUACUCCUCGCAAAGAUUAUGUGAACGGCCUUUGGUUGAAUUUAAUGCAAAGAUCAACGACCAACACAUUGGCGAGUGCAUAAGAAGUUUAAUAGCUUUGUACGAUACGCAAACGAUGACUGAUAGUGAUGAACUGAAUUCCUCUUUGGGAAUUCUCGCAAAAUGUAUGGGGGAGUUGAGUUUGAACGCUGACCGUCAGCAAAUGGAAGCAUUAUAUAUCCUUUUGAACAUUGGUGACACUGAAGUUUUAAAGAGAGCUAUACGGCUUCCUCUCAAUUUGCGAAGAUCGAUGGAAGUGCAUCUGGCACUGGAAAUAUCGUUCGCAUGGUAUUUACGAAAUUACGUCCGGGUCUGCUCUCUGAUCCCGAGGCUUCACCCGAUACUCAUUUGCGCGGCUAUGACUAACAUACAAAAAUUGAGGAGAACAGCAUUGAAAGUGAUGAGCUUAGGGUACAACAGUAAAGUUCUCACAUUCCCUGGGCUUAAGUUGCAACAACUAUUGCUGUACAACGAUAUAGACAAGGUUCGAGCAGAUUGCGAGCUAUUCGGUCUUACGUUCACCGAACAGAAUAUCUUGUUCCAAAAAACGAAUUUCAAUGAUAACGUUGAACUGGCACACCCGGAGAUGUACUAUUCGCAACGAUGUUUGCACAGUUUCUUACCGCGUAUCUUACUCGAUGCUUGAACCAUGUACACGCACACGCUGUACGUAUUCAUAUACACUUCUGUAUAUAAUAUAAAUAAUGUCUGUGAUGCAAUAUCUAUUAUAAAAACGUUUCGCGUGGAGUACUCAAACUUGUUAUGGAUGGCAAUAAAAUUAACAUUUUCUUAA